Messenger RNA from Exophiala aquamarina CBS 119918, 1437 nucleotides. RefSeq lists its product as uncharacterized. The record is from RefSeq and is a predicted model, not a curated record. NCBI's taxonomy places the organism in Eukaryota, Fungi, Ascomycota, Eurotiomycetes, Chaetothyriales, Herpotrichiellaceae. The coding region runs from base 1 to 1437 and encodes 478 amino acids. Gene Ontology annotation, cellular component: membrane. Gene Ontology annotation, biological process: arachidonate metabolic process. The transcript has 4 exons.
AUGCUCGGGAGACUCGAGAUGGAUGUUGAUGAGUGCAUCGAAGCAUAUAAAAAGCUCAUGAAAACCGUCUUUGAGAAGAAGCAAAGUUUCUUCUCGGUCGGGUUCCGAGGAAAGAUUAAGUCCCGAUUUUCUUCCAAAACACUGGAGAAAGCGAUGAAGACUGUGAUUGAAGGCCGUGAGGCUGCUACUGGCCACAAGAUCUCGGUCGACGAACCGUUUUGUCUGGAAAAUGAAGAAACGGGAGUCAAGAAGUGCAGAGUAGCGAAGGAAAUGAACAACGUUAGCCUGAUAAGAAGCUACCCUCUUAUAAGCGAACACACCGAGCCUACUACUAUCUGGCAAGCAGCAAUGGCCACUUCAGCUGCAACCACCUUUUUCGACUCUGUUCAGAUCGGUGACCGAGUCUACAUCGACGGAGCGAUAGGAGCGAACAACCCAGCGGCGGAGUUGGAGACGGAAGCUUCCAACAUUUGGUGUGAGACUACCGGCCAGCUUGAACCACUAGUGAAAUGUUUUAUCUCGAUCGGAACCGGGAAUCGAAUCAUCGACCCAAUCAGUGACAAAGCAUGGACAUUUCUAACUGAGAGCCUCAAAGACGUUGCCACCGGGACAAGAGAGACGGAAGAGGCUGUCUCCGGCCGCUGGAGGAUGCAUUGGAACACGCGAUAUUUCCGGUUCAACGUGCAACAAGGCCUCCAAGGCAUUGGACUGGCGGAGUAUCAACAUUCAGGGGCGAUCGAUGCGGCGACGGGGACUUAUCUUACGAGCCAUGAAACGAGACCACGACUUGCUGCGUGUGUCAAGAACCUUCGGGAAAAGAGGUAUCCGCCUAACCGGAAAUUCUGUGUCGAACGAACGACAUCUCACGCUCAGCAGGCUAAAGCACCGCCGCAAGAGAGGAAAACACUCACUGAUACCGAGAUCUCCGAACUGAUGGAGCAAGCAAAUCGCAACCUCAAAAAGCCCCGUGAUAUCAUCAGCCACAAGGACCUCCUAAAGGCGCAGGAGGACUUCCUCCGUGUCCUCCACGCCAAACGCGACCGAUCUCCGCCAGCAAAACCCAAAGAAUUGGCCAGUGUCAACAACAAACUGAUGUCGACUUGUCUCCUCCUGAGCCACUUCCUAAAUUUCACACCACAAGAAAGAAUGAACUACGUCUACGAAGCCGAAAAGUACGCGAAGCGUGCAGUCGCCAACGCAAUCAAGUCGCAGAAUAACGACCGGGUUGUUCAAAUGCAAUUCUACCUCACGUGUGUCAAGGCUCGGGAGAUCCAGUUGAAAGCCACCGUCUCAGACUUCCAAUCGGCGACGCAAGAUGAAAGAGAGGAGGCAGAGGAUGCCAUUUCUUUAGCCUUGGUGACGCUGAGAAGUGUGGAUAACCUGGACAUGACUCCGUACGAACUCAUGGGGAAGGAAUCUAUCGGUCAGCUCAGAUAA